This is a messenger RNA of Phytophthora infestans T30-4, 171 nucleotides long. RefSeq lists its product as uncharacterized. The coding region runs from base 1 to 171 and encodes 56 amino acids. The record is from RefSeq and is a predicted model, not a curated record. The transcript is spliced from 2 exons. Lineage: Eukaryota; Oomycota; Peronosporomycetes; Peronosporales; Peronosporaceae.
AUGCUGGAUCAGAUCGUGAGACGUGGCCAGGCUGGCUAUGUCGACGACGAUGAUGACGCUCAGAUUUUAGUAGUGAUGCGUCUCUCACUCAAGCAGGAGCGACAACGCGCCGACGAGCAGAGAUUGCGCUGGGAAGAAGACCGCCAUCUUGAGCGUUUGCCAGUCUUAUAA